AUGGCCUCGAAAAUCGUGGUCAUUGGCGGCGUCAACGGCCAGUUUCCAGAGGUCUUCAAGAAGGUUGCUGGACUGCACGCUAAAAACAAUUUCGCAUUUGCUAUCGUGGCCGGCGAUCUCUUCGCUGAUCCGCAGGUUGCCACAGCCGAAGAUCAGAAGAACGAGGCCGACCUCGUUGCCGGGAAAAUCGAUAUCCCGCUGCCCAUCUACUUCGCUCUUGGCUCCAAGUCUCUCCCCGAAAAGGUGACCCACAAGCUCGACGGCUCGAGCGGUGAGCUAUGCUCGAAUCUCUACUUCCUGGGCAAGCGUAGCACCCUAAAGACCGCCGAAGGAAUCCGCAUCGUCGCCCUCGGGGGCUCCUUGGAUCCCAACAUCGCCGCAGGCGUCUCCAAGGACAAGUACCCGCCCUACUAUGGAGAAGACGACGCUCGCGCCCUGAAGGGCGCCAACACCGCCGAUAUACUCGUCACAGGCGAAUGGCCCGCCGAUGUCCAGACCGGCUCAAAGGUCGAAUUGAACGUCGAUCCUGCAGGCAAGCCGUCUCAGCAGCAGUGCGUAGCGGACCUUUGCACUACCCUCAAGCCGCGCUACCACUUUUCCACAACGCCGACCGCCUUCUACGAGCGCGAACCAUUCUUCCAUGUGCCCACCGAAGAUGCGGGCGACGGCUACCGUAUCACUCGCUUCAUUAGCCUCGGAUCGUACGGCAACUCCAACAAGGCCAAGUGGAUCUAUGCCUUCUCCAUCGACCCCAAAGCCGCUCCUCCCGUGAGCAUUCCUCCCGGUACGACGGCGUCGCCUCUCUCCUUCGUGGGCAAGAAGAGGCCGCAGCCCAGCCAGGAAUCCAACUAUCGCUUUUCCACGGACGAGGGCCGUCGCAAGCGCGGGAACAAGCGCCAGCGCCCAGCACCCCCGUCGCAAAGCGAGUGCUUCUUCUGCCUGUCGAACCCAACCAUCGCCACUCACUUGAUCACAUCUAUCGGCAAUGAAGUGUAUCUCACCAUACCAAAAGGUCCGCUGACUACUACAACUACGUACGCCCCGGACCUGAAGAUACCUUGCCACGUCCUCAUCAUUCCUCUGGCGCAUUCGCCGACUAUCGCUGCCAUCGAUGACGAACAAAGCCGCAAAAGCACGUUCGACGAGAUGGAGCGCUACCGCAAGGCAUUGCAGAAAAUGGUCGCAGAUACCAGCAACUCCAAACUCGGUGCCGUCACGUGGGAGGUCAGCAGGCUGGGUGGAGUGCACACGCACUGGCAAUUUCUCCCCGUGCCGGUCGACCUGAUCGAGCGUGGAUUGGUGGAGGCGGCAUUCAAGGUUCAGGCGCAGAACGAGAGCUACCCUAAGCUCGAAAAGAAGGAUGUAGGUGACGGAUUCGAGGAGGGCAACGACUUCUUCCGUCUUAAGAUUUGGCGCCCCGCGACGGAGGGGUCGGAAGGCACGGAGACGAGUCUGAUACUACCGCUCGAUGCGUCGUUCCGUUUCGACCUGCAGUUCGGCCGACGGGUGUUGGCCAAGCUGUUGGGAUUGGAUAGCAGAGUGGACUGGCGCGAGUGCGCACAGACGCACGAGGAUGAAGUGGGCGACGCUGAAGCAUUCAAAGCCGCCUUUAAGGAGUACGACUUUUCGAUUGAGGAGUAG
Molecule: messenger RNA, 1641 nt
Organism: Lasiodiplodia theobromae
Lineage: Eukaryota; Fungi; Ascomycota; Dothideomycetes; Botryosphaeriales; Botryosphaeriaceae
Exons: 2
Coding region: 1-1641 (546 amino acids)
Biological process (GO): mRNA splicing, via spliceosome
Cellular component (GO): post-mRNA release spliceosomal complex
Molecular function (GO): RNA lariat debranching enzyme activator activity
Source: RefSeq, a predicted model, not a curated record